GAUUGCAAAGGGAAGAAGAUCGCUAAUUGCCUUUUUUCGUAAUUGAAUGUCAAAAUCAUGAAUAUUCGAGUUCUUUAUAUUUUACUUUGUAAAUGGAGUUUAUUUGCUGUACUCAAAACACAAGGUAUUAGACGUGAGGAAACAAAUGAGCAGAGAUUAGUCAGAGACCUGUUGCUAGGAUACGACAGGAGAGUCAGACCAGUAAUGCCUGAUAAUACGUCACUUCCGUUAAACGUGACAUUUGGAUUAGCCCUUUCACAAGUGAUUGAUGUGGAUGAGAAGAACCAAAUCCUGACGACAAACUGUUGGUUAAAUCAGAUGUGGACAGACUACGGCUUGCGUUGGAAUCCGAAGGACUAUGGUGGUAUUAAAGUUGUUCGUCUUCCCUAUGACUCAAUUUGGAGACCGGACAUAUUUCUAUACAAUAAUGCUGAUGUAUCGACAUACUUUUCGUCUAUUAGUUCAAACGUCAUCUUGACGUCACAAGGCAAUGUAACUUGGCUCUCCAUGGUGAUAUUUAAAAGUUCAUGCUCCAUAAAUGUGCGCUACUUUCCAUUUGAUGAGCAGAAUUGUUCUAUGACUUUCGCCUCCUGGACAUACGAUGGGUACCAGGUUAAUCUGGUUCUCAACACUCACGAGGGAGACAUUUCAAAUUACAAAUCUAACAGUGAAUGGCAUCUUCACAAACUUUAUGUCCAGAGAAACGUUGUUUUCUACUCCUGUUGUGCUGAGCCGUAUCCUGACAUCACAUUCUAUAUCCAUAUCCAACGAAGACCUCUGUUUUAUAUCUUCAACAUGGUGAUGCCGUGCGUUAUGAUUACACUGGUUGCCCUUCUUGGCUUCUAUAUACCAUCUGAUUCAGGUGAAAAAGUGACUAUGGGAAUCACUACCCUUCUGUCGAUGACAGUGUUUAUGAUGUUAGUUGCAGAGAACAUGCCCCCAACAUCCAACGUGCUACCUCUGAUAGGCAUCUACUAUGGAAUUACGAUCAUAAUCGUCUCCUUGGCGACGGCAAUGACAGUAUUUACUCUUAACAUCCAUCAUAAAGGACACAGAGGGUAUCCGAUAUCUCCAGUCCUUAAGAAAAUCUUCUUUGGAGUCUUCGCCAAAUUGAUGUGUGUGAAAAUGGACACUUGUGGGAAUAGGUCUAAAGUCACGUUCACCCCAGACUUUACAAGCAACAUGGCCAAUAACUAUUCACCAGUUUCAAAGAUAUCUGAAGUAGAAAGGACAAAACUGUUAGAGGAUGGUGUUCGGCCAUGUUGUUGUCAUAAUGAGAGACAAACGAUGAAUCACAGCUAUGAAAUGAAACCAGAAAACAACGUCCGGAAGAACCACACCCCCGAUCUCCAUAACAAUCAGACGUUCGCCAGUCCGAGCAGUGAAGCGGCUAGUACACUAGAACUUAAUUUCUCCAAAGUGCUGAGCAAGGUUUGCCAUACAAUAGAUAACAACGAAUCUCGCCAGCGAGAGCAGGAUGUACGAGAUUCCGUGAGAUAUGAAUGGCAACAACUGGCUCUAGUUGUGGACCGAAUGCUUUUGACGGUUUUCAUGCUUGUGACUCUAAUUAUGACCUCUGCAAUCAUGAUGCAAGGUCCGUUAAAUCAAGCAUAAUUAAAGAAGUGUUAAUUAAUAUAAAUUUAUCUUUUCUGAGCGCACACCAUUGAUACAUUAGCUGCAUUUCAUUUCCGGAUUUUUUUUUUUGAAAUUUUCAAUUUUUCAUUUCCGACAUUUUAUAGUUUUCAUUUCCGACAUUUUCAACUUUUCAUCGACAUUUCACGCAAAAGAAAGGAAUGAAUGAAAAUAUAUACCUCUAAUGUGUAUGCUUUGUAAUUCAUAUCGAAGAAAUGUUCUGUUAUCCUAUCCUUAUGUAUUUACUGAAGAGAGUAAUUGACGUUCUAGAGAUAUUUGUGCUGACUUGAAACCAUCAUGGAAAAAUAAAAAGUCGCAAUUUACUGGUACCUGUACCUUUGGUUAAUAAAUACAUGUGGUUCAAUUGCGGGUUCUUCUAAUGUAAUAGUGAACGUUUUGUGAACAGAAUUAUGUGUGAACAUUUUGAAAACCUAAUAAUAUUUA
Molecule: messenger RNA, 2076 nt
Organism: Saccostrea echinata
Lineage: Eukaryota; Metazoa; Mollusca; Bivalvia; Ostreida; Ostreidae
Product: neuronal acetylcholine receptor subunit alpha-10-like
Exons: 9
Coding region: 58-1614 (518 amino acids)
Biological process (GO): chemical synaptic transmission; regulation of membrane potential; nervous system process
Cellular component (GO): synapse; postsynaptic membrane; neuron projection
Molecular function (GO): acetylcholine-gated monoatomic cation-selective channel activity; transmembrane signaling receptor activity
Source: RefSeq, a predicted model, not a curated record